Molecule: messenger RNA, 3754 nt
Organism: Linum tenue
Lineage: Eukaryota; Viridiplantae; Streptophyta; Magnoliopsida; Malpighiales; Linaceae
Source: the annotation of a GenBank genome assembly
UUCCACUCUCUCCCGUCUCGUCUCUUCUCUUCUCUGAACUAGGAUGAGUUCUUGCAUUUGGUCACCGUAAGUGAAGAACUGAAGAUCUCGUUUCCGUUUGAAGGGAGUCAAGGAAACGUAUUUUCCCCGUUUCAAUUCAUAUUCCGCCGGAGCUCUUGUCGAUUGGCCGCCUGUUUCGGAAAUUAGGGCUUCUUGGAAAGGAAGGGAAAGUAAAAUUUUGUGUUUAGGUGCGAGUGUAGGUGUAUCUGGUGUUUGAAUUACGGUAUUCAUCAGAGGAGUUUUCGCAGUUUGUUCGGGUCUAGGUCUUAGUUGUGGCCUUUGCGGUGAUGUGAGUAAAGCUGACCUGUGAGGCGGUUGGGCGUGGGGGCGGCGGCUUGCGGGGCUGUAGUUGUGGUUGAGUUAGGGGUUUUCAAUGGGGAGCGCUGGUGAGCCAGACCGAAAGCGGCGUCACUUUAGUUCUUUGUCGCCUACGGCUGUCAUGGCUAAGAAGCAGCCCUUCUCGCACUUCUCCGAUGAUAAAAAGCUUGAUACUGCUGUCCUUCAAUUCCAAAAUCAAAAGCUUCUACAGAAGUUAGAAGCUCAGAAAGUUGAGUACUGCACAUCCGAAAGCAAGUUCUCCCAACUCAAGGAGAAACAGCAGCCUUAUGAUUCCAUAUUAAAAGCAAUCAGUAAAUCCUGGAAAGUGUUGGUUUCCGACUUGGAGAAACACUCCAAACAGAUCAGAGAAUCAAGUAGUUGUAAAGAGUUCAAGAAAAUGCCAUUUACAAAAGAAGAGUUCUCCGCUGUUCCAGAGGACACUUUCCUCCACCGUCUCGUGGAAACAGGUGCAACUGAUAGUUGCUCUGCAAAUAAUAUCCCCGACCAGAUGGAGCAAAGCAGAAUAACUGCUUCUGGUAAUGUUGAGAUUCUAUCAAUGGACAAAGAAAGACCGGAUGCCUCAAAUAAGUUGGGGAAUAUCCUUGAAAAUAUAGUGAUUUCAAUAAAUGAACUUUGGAGCGUAAAGGAUGGGUUGCAUAUUGCAAUGAUGAAGGAACUUUCAAAUGAUGGUACAUGCAGGCAAAAGUCGUCUACUAAAUUAGUUAUGGAAGUUAAGAAUUUGAGAUCAGCAUUAAGUGACAUUCAUAUAAGGCAUAAGUCACUGUCGAGGGACUUGCAGGGAAAGCGGGAUACUGAUGUCAGGAAUAAAGUGCAGCUUAAGCAAUUAAAAGGGGAAUUGGAGACUUCGGUUAUUGAGUUACAGGGCACUAAAUGCAAAAUGGCAACUCUCAAGGCGGAGGGAGAUGCAACAAAAGGGAUGUUAUUUCCUGUCCUAAACCUAGGAAGUAAACAUGGUGGUGGUGAUAGGGGUAGAGAGAAACAGAAAGGUCUUCAUGAAAUGGAAUCUUCUCUCAAAGAUGUCUCGGAACAAGCUUGCUCUCGGUUGGUGGCAUUAAAAGCUUUACAUAAUGAGAGGAUAAAAGUGCUGGAGCAGUUGUCUGAUCUACAGAACUCAUUGAAGAAUAUUAAGUGCAUCUCUUCCUCGCAUGCCUAUCUUUUGGUGAGAGAUCAAUUGGAAAAGUCAAAAUCAGAAGUGUCGCGAUAUCAGGCCAUUUCUGAGAGAAUACAGCUCUUAUGCCUGACUGCAGAUGUUCUGUGCACGUUUCAGGUUGAAAAGGAUAAUCUUAUGUGGAGGGAAAGGGAACUAAACAUAAAAAAUGAUUUGCUUGAUGUUUAUCGAAGAUAUUCUGCAGUUGCUUCUUCAAAGCUAUCUGAGUUAGAGUCGGAGAUAAGGAAACAGAUCAAUGAACAGAAUAUGAUUAAGGAUAAGUUGGAUGAGGCUUUAACAGAACCCGGGAGGAAGGAAGUUAUUGCAGAGUUUAAAGUACUGCUGUCAUUGUUCCCUGAUGAUAUGAGUGGUAUGCAACGCCGAUUAAGCAGUUAUAAAGAGGCUGCCUCAGAAAUUCAUACUUUGCGAGCUGAUGUGCAAAGUCUUUCAGAAGUUCUUGAUAGGAAGGCAAAGGAGUGUACGAGUUCAUCUGUGAGGUCAACAAAUCAAGUUUCUGAGAUAGAAAAGUUGCAGUCCCUGGUCAAGGAUCUAAAGGAAAGUGUAGAAGAGCUGAAGAUAAUUUCAGACAUGUAUAGGCGUGAAUCAACAGAUUCAAGCAGGGAUGUUAGCGAGAGUCAAGAUUCGGAAUACCAGGCGUGGGCUCAAGUUGAAAGCUUGAAGUUAUCUCUUGAUGAGCAGAACUUGGAAUUACGUGUUAAGACUGCAAUUGAAGUUGAGGCCAUCACACAGCAGAAGCUGGCUGCUGCAGAAGCUGAGAUUGCCGACUCGAGAGAGAAAUUGGAAACUUCCAAAAGGGAAAUGUCCAAGCUUUCUGAUGUCCUCAAAGCCAAAAGUGAAGAAAAUGAAGCGUAUUUAUCCGAAAUAGAGACUAUUGGACAAGCCUAUGAUGACAUGCAAACCCAAAACCAACAUCUUUUGCAGCAAGUCACUGAGCGAGAUGACUAUAACAUCAAGCUUGUGCUAGAGGGUGUGCGAGCAAGACAGCUGCAUGACUCUCUAACGACUGACAAGUUAUCCCUGGAAAGGGGAAUGAAGCAAGCCAAAGUUUCUCUUGACUUUUACAAGGUCAAGGCUGCAAAAAUUGAAGACCAGUUAAAAAGCUCUUCUGAUCAGGUUCAGAAGCUUGUUGGAGACAAAUUUGAGAAUUUAGUCACAUUAGAGAAUGUGCAGAAAAGAUUGCAAGAUAUAAGGAGAUCAGCUAAGCAAGGGAGGGAAGUGCUUGAUGGCUCACAAUCUAAAGUUGAGGAUAGGCGAAUGACUCUGGCUGAGCUGCAAAUACAUGUGGAAAAAGAGAGAUUUGAGAAGAGAAGAAGAGAGGAGGAAUUAGAAAUAUCAAGAAGAAAGCUUUCAUGCCUUAGAGAUGAGCUAGAGCGUUCAUCUAUCUUGGAGAAGCUUCGACGGGAACUAAGAGAAUACAGAGAAAUAGUGAAGUGCGGUGUCUGCCAUGACAGACCCAAAGAGGUUGUCAUCACAAAAUGCUAUCACUUGUUCUGCAACCCUUGUGUUCAAAAAGUCACCGAAAGUCGUCAUCGCAAGUGUCCUGUUUGUGCUGCAAGUUUUGGACAAAACGAUGUGAAGCCGGUCUAUAUAUGACAAAAUUGGAGAUUCAUCGUCCCUCUAAAAGUAGAGUCUGCUGCAUAAUUAGACCACAGGUUCAUGCCUAUUGUCUACCUUGGAUGGAUUGUUGAAGAGGAAUGCCCAUUAGGUUCUUCUUGUUUGUAGCACUUGAUUGUCAUAAGAUUGUUCAAGGUUAUUGAUUUCUGUUAAGGUUUGUUUGUUCGCACUAGCUAGCUGAUAUCUUGCAUCAUAUUCAUAAGUGAUUGAAGCCACUGGAUCCCUUCCCAGUUUAGACAUCAGGACGGUGGUGGAAGUGCUACGAGGGGAACGCAUUUGAGGCUCUAGCUGUGAUGCUGAAUCAAUGUCUGUCUUCCCAAGCCUCGUAACAACAGCUAAUGUGAACUUGUAAAAUUGUUACUGGCUGUCCUUUUUCGUUGUUUGGUUAGUUUCACUGAACUCACUGGGAUAAUUGACUAGAGUUUUCUGUGUACAGGAUUGUGGUAUUAGAGAGUGUACACCAGUAUCAUUUGUUUCCUUGCUCUGUAAACUAGAGAUUGUUAUAGUUUGUGCUGUGGAUGUAUAUAUACAGCCUGAAUGUUGGGUGAAAUCUAUCAUUCGUUAUUCGUUAAACUCAGGCUUCGCUUUGGGUUU